This is a messenger RNA of Mesorhabditis spiculigera, 1140 nucleotides long. The record is from the annotation of a GenBank genome assembly. Lineage: Eukaryota; Metazoa; Nematoda; Chromadorea; Rhabditida; Rhabditidae.
AUGCCGUUCUUGCAAGAAGACCGCCACCUGCGCGAUCAAGCGACCCAGGUGCGUGCGAAAGUCGUCAACCUGUGGCGUCUGCUGGCCGAUGCAAAGCGAAUCCCGAGCAGUGUCGUCGACAACGGCAUAAUCGACUACAUUGGCGAACGUCUGGAGGAUAAGCAGGUGCUGGUGCGCAAGCCCGCCAUCGCCUUCAUGUCGUCAUUCCUGAAGAACAACGUCUACGGCCAUGACUUCUCGUGGAAGGCCAACACGAGCCAUCUGCAAAAGCUGCUGGCCGAGCGCGAAGCCCUGGUGGCCAAUGAUCCUGAUUUCGACCCCCAGCGCCGCGCCGAGGCGUACGUCGAACGCCACCAUGAUCUGGUCAGAAGCAAUCUUGUCACGGGUUUUGCGACGGUCGAUUGGGGAAGCCAUGAAGAGCCGCUCGACGAAGACGAUGACUUUUCCGACGACGUUAUUGCGGGGUGGCCUGCCUUCCUCUUCCAGGCGGCGGCCGAGACUGGCGACUUCCAUGACCUGAUCGGCAGCAUCGUUCGCCUGUUGAAGCUCGGCGUAUUCAAGGAGCUCGGCUGGGACCUAGCCGAUUACAAUAUGGAGGAUCCCACCGAACAAAACAAGCUCGUUGACGUCAUCAUGGAAUACGCGUGUGAUCGCUGCAUGAAGGAGAGAUUGAUCUCGGAGAAUAUGCUCCCGACCAACGAUAUGCUGAAGGAGGAGCGGCGUGCGGACUGGCUGGAUAAAUUAAGGAAGUGCAAUGACAGCAUUGCCUACAUGCAGACGAAAUUGCAUGCGGCCUCUGCGCUUUCGGAUUCUCUGCAGUCAGCUUUGCGUGGUGCCCUCCACGGAGAUGCCGCCGAAUUGAAGGAGGCCAUCAACUUCAUCAUCGAGUGCAAGAAUUUCGAGAUUUGCGACUCUGACAAAGUCAUCCGGCAAGUCUUCGCCCUCAUCUGGCGCAACAACGUCGAUAUCCAAAAGGAGGUCGUGAACGCCGCACGGAAGAUGCUCAUCUCCCAGAACGAACAAUCGGAUGUCGCAGACCCGGCAACCGCUAGAAAGAUGUUGCAAGUGCUGAAGGGGACGAAGAAGGUUGAGUACAACUGCGUGAGUGAAGUGAUCGAGCGUAUGCUGCGCCAAUACCCU